AAAAAGGAGGCAAACCCUAUCUGUGCCAACCGUGUCCUAUUCCCCUUCCUCUCGUCCUCCUCACCUCCAAGCUCCAACUACCGCCUCUGAUUCGGGCCGCCGCCGGCCAUCUCCAGCGGCAGAGGGCCAAGCGGGGGUGCAGCAGUUGGAGGGGAGCAGAUGCAUGGAGGUCUGGGAGGUGGAGGUCCUGGUGUCUAUCUCUUAUGUGCUUCCUCCGCCUCCACCCUUGCCUUCCCUGCGCCGCCUCCGCCACCAUGCCCACCUUGGCUCGCGGGAGGCGAGGAGCAGGACCGCCAGGUCAUUAAUCCCUUUUUCUUCAGGUUAGCAUACCGGGGAAUGGAGACAUCAAAGUGGGAGCAAAGGUCGUGCCCUAGAGCUGCCGCCGCGUUCUACCGUACAGUUGCCACUACCUCCGCCUCACCCUCAGCCCCUCCAAUUCUCAUACGUGUUGCUGCCAUCGCCGCUCCCUUCGCGUCCUGGCUGUCUCAACCCGUCCGCAAUUUUGGCCACUCAAGAAAAUCUGGGUGUGCCGAUCCUCUGGUGACGCGAUCUCAUGGUGAAGCUCGUCCAGUAUGGUCUAUGGAGACUCACGGAUUUGCCACUGACAUCUACGUCAAGGUCACCCUCAAGGGCAGGAGUAUCAGUGUAGGAUUACCAGAAACAGGGAAGGAGGCAGCAAAGCUUAUGAAGAAACAAAGCACUUACAGGUUGUUGUCCGGUGAGGAGGAUGAUGAUAUUGACAACCACACAUUUUAUUUUACUAAUUGUGAGUUUUUGUUACCUUUGCCUGGUGUUUCUGUUCUUCGCUAAUGAUUAACUACUCUUUGGUUGCAAAUGCAGACCCCAAGAAUUAGCUGGACCAGUGUAAUGGAAAACCUUAACCAUAAGGGUUUCAGAAUCAUGUACAAAUAAGAAGCUUUUCUUUAUUUAUGUCCAUAUAUUCUUGGGCUUGCAACUUAUAUAUAAGGUUGCGCUAAACUAACUGAAUUCCUGAGCGUGUAAUGCAAUUGUUCAUUAGAUCAUGUAGGAUCAAUUUCCUCUUCAUGCCAUCUGCAGGUCACUGGAAGAAUUUAGAAGGGCAAUUAUCAUUCUUUAAACAUGCAGUGGCCACCCUGGUUGAUACAUUUACAUUUAAACAUUGUUCCAGAGAGAUGGUAAAUUAUAGAUUCUGUCAGCUUGUCUUAGUCAUAGUAAACACCUUGUAUUUCACACACUUCUAACUUUUUCUAAAUCUUCCUUAAGUAUUUCCAGACCUGGACAAUAAUAUUCCAGGAAAUAUGCUUUGGUACUGCAUAGAGCUUUUGGAGGUGUUAUGCGAGCUUGCUGAACAUGGGUUUGCAAAAUCAGCAUGUUGGACUACCCACUGAAGUCAUUUUCCAAAUGUCUUUUUUCUUGGUGUUAGCCACAUUAAUGCAUGUUUGUCUGUUCUUAAAACCACAAAAUCUUUUUCUUCAAAUACUGCAUAGUUCUCACUAUUAUGAAACUUAUUCCUUGUUUGCAGACUGCAUAUAAUCUCCUCGAGUAUGAAGAGUCUUGUUUUUUCCUUGCUAUACUGAAGGAUGCUAAACAUAGCAGUCUAUAAAAUAUCUCUCGCAUCAACAACCCUUCACUUUUCGAGUAUUUGCUGGUGCCCAUUCUGGUAUAAGUUUUCUUUUAAGAAUCGUUGAUAUAUGUCAAGACCUAAUUAAAGGUAAUACAGUUUAGCCUAUCCUACUCUCAGAGUUGUAACAGGCCAACAUUAUUGUAGUUUUUCUAUCAUCUUUAAAUUUUAUACCUACUGUAUUUAUAGUUGCAUAUCUGUGUCCAUGCCAAGUGAUAGUUGAGUUUUAGCUAUUAUAUUUUGUCUACAUUGGACCACUAUGAAAAAAAAAAUAUUUAGUUGAAGAAACCACUGUUUUCCCUUUACCAUUUGCUAAUAAAAUCAAGUCUACAUCAGACCACUCUGCCAAAAAUAAUAUUCCACGGAAGCAACCACUAUUUGUCCUUAACUGUUUGCAAAUAGAAUUAAGCCUACAUGAAUUCAUGGUGUUGUAUUUCAAGUGCUAACUUCUUCAGAAUUAAUUAUACCAUUUGAAUAUAUUUAGAUCACAUGGCUGGUUAUUAAUCAAUAGGUUGGGUUAUGUUAGUGCUUAUUUCAUCAUCCUUUCACUUAUGAAACAGAUCCUACCUGCAGUCCUAGGUUCUAUCUGCUCCCUUAUCAUUUAGCAUCAAACUUGCUACAACUUACUUUCGAAAUGCAUGACUGAAAAGUUGAGUGCACAAAGAGGGAUUUUAUUGCGGUAUUAUAUGUGUCUUUCUGUACAACACUACAUGAUCAUGCCAGCUGUACUCUGUAGGUUCAGCGUUAAGCUCUUAACUUACAAGUUAACAUUUUGCACUCCCAGAAAUGUGUUAAAUUCUUAAAGAAAUUGUGGUCAAUACACCUUAUGAUGCUGAAGAAGCUGUCACCCAACAACCUUAAGCUACAAUCACGUAUAUUUGUUGGGUAGCUUGUCCUUUAUUUACAAAGGUCCUGCUGAGAUUCUGUUCAUGUUGUGCUUGUUUUUCAAUAUGACGGCUUCCUACUAUGGUUUUUUAGCCGAUGGUAAGAUUCUAUUCUUAUAUACAUGUAACUCCGUGAGCCUUAUAUUUAUUCUCUAUGUAAAUUCUCCUCUCUGAUUUGAUGAUGGGGUGCAUUUGAUUUUCUCAUUAUAUUUUCUCUCUUCUUGGUUUGUUACCACAAAUGUUAUGCGCCUGCAGGUUUUCUGCAAUUGACGAGUAUUUGUUAUGUUCAGUCUUACUCCCACUAGGCUUUCUAUCCUGCAUUCUCAUGUGAUAAAUUUCUUCAUGGUUAUUAAUUUGUAGGCAUGUUAUUAGUUCAUUGGCGUAGGUUCUUUCCCUUGUGUUUAAGACAUUGGGAGCUUCCUCUUUGUUUAUUAAUUGUUCAGCUCUACCUCUUAUUUAUUCGGUAGCGUGACUGGUAUGUGUACCACUUUUAGGUAGAUGAAGAAAUUUGUUUCAUCGCUUUAGGUAUUCACAUGUGUCUGAAUAACAGUUCAUAAUCUUAUGCUUAGUAUCUGGAUGUACUUAGGUCUGUAGCACAAACUGUGGAGGUCUAUGUUAAAGUGUCAUUCAUGGCCUGAGAAUUUUUUAAUGCUCAAAGAUAGUUUUCUACUGCUAGAUAGUUAAAGGAAUUCAGCUUACCUCUCUAGGUAUUCACAUGCGUCUGACUGGAAAUUUAUAUUUUGUUUUGGUGGAAGGAUUAAUAGUUACUGCCUUCUUCUUGCAGUCUAUAACGCAUCUGAAGUGUGGUUAGCGUUUUCUUCAGGAUUUACUUUCUGAUCUUUCUCUCGUAUCAUAUCAAGUACUCCCUCCGUCUAAUGAAACUUGUCUGAGAUUUGUCUAAAUUUAGAUGUAUCUAGACACCAAAUAUUAUUUAGAUACAUCCAAAUUCUAACAAACUUCCGACAUGUUUCAUGAAACGGAGGGAGUAUUUCCUUUCUUGCUUCCCUGGAAAGUAGGCACCAGAUUAAUAUCAGGUUAUUUAUUUAUGCAUUCACACAAUGACUGCUUUGAGAAAAUUAUCAAUUGAAGCUAGCUAAUGCACUAUUGCAUUAUUCAUGCCUAUUACUACAUCUGUCAAACUGAAUCAGGUUCGUUUAUAGCUUAGUACUUGGAAUAUUGCUAUUAUAUUCCUAUUUUUCCACCUUUUCCUCUCUUUAUAGUCAGCCUAUGAUAUCUGCCCCCUCUGUUCUUUAUCUGUUACACAUAGAUUUUCCUUCAAUUAGAAGGACCGGAGAAUUAGACAUGCCUAGCUAAACAUACUUGUUGGUUGCUCUAUCUUUCUGGUCUUUGUGUUCUGCUAGCCGUGCUAUACCUCUACUCCAUGUACUGAUGUUUACAUUGAUGGUCCUGUGGUGACCGUCUCUAAGACACCUCCAUUUACUGGUUAAUCAUUGUUUUUAGUGAUGUACCGAUGGAAUAGUUGAUUAUUAAUUUGAAUGCUUCAUCAGAGAGGUUCAGCACACAUGAUCUACUGGCUAAUAAUCAUUUUCAGUGAUAAUACUGAUGAGACUGGGCCAUGUUUGGCUGUUAAUUUUGGUUCAUGAUGACGGGAGCUCCAAACUCGAUUAUGCUGCCACAUCUUAACGGUUCAGUCUAUUUUUGAGAGGCAUGCCACUGAAUCUACACAACAUCUUGCAGUUAUUUCCUUGUAUGAUGUGGAAACAAAAUAAUUUCACUCUUUCCUCGUGUUCAUUGUUCAGGUGAUUACUAGGCCAAGACUCCUUAUCACCCAUUCAGAUGAUAUGGAUUUGCAGACAAAUGGCUUUCGAUGUUUGAGAAGUUGCAUCCCAAUGCUGAUCAUCAGGCUAAUCCCCAACUCAUUUUAUGCAGCAACAGGACAGCCUUUUACAGGGUUGCAGAUCAAGUCUCCAAUCCGCGUGUCUUAUUUUCAUAAUGUCUUUCAUUUGUUAUAGUCUCUCAACUAUGUACUGCAUUGGCACUUUACGUAGCCUAAUCUAUACGAUUUUCUUUAAUGGAGUUUUGUGUUAUGGAUGUUUA
Lolium perenne is the source of this 4542-nucleotide messenger RNA. The record is from RefSeq and is a predicted model, not a curated record. Lineage: Eukaryota; Viridiplantae; Streptophyta; Magnoliopsida; Poales; Poaceae.